Molecule: messenger RNA, 33220 nt
Organism: Podarcis lilfordi (Lilford's wall lizard)
Lineage: Eukaryota; Metazoa; Chordata; Lepidosauria; Squamata; Lacertidae
Source: the annotation of a GenBank genome assembly
AUGCCUGCAAGGAUUACAGCCGCAAAAUCGGCUGCCUGCACUCUCGCGCCACGUGCUCUGGGCAGCAAAAUGCUGGAGGAAGGCAAUUCUCCCCACAACGUCUUCCGCUUGCCCCACAAGGCCUUCAAGGAAAUGCCCCCCCAAGAAGCAGCCGCUGCCGUGGCCCCAAGGAGAGGCCGGGACCCCGCGAACCGCCUCCACGGCGCCGGAAGAGCCGCGAAAGGUAAGAGGGAGGGGGAAAGCGCCCUUGCAACUGCCCAAAAUAAAAUUAACAACAAAAAACCCCUAAUAAAGAAAAAAACGCUCGGCGGGUAUCAGUGAGGCCAGAGAGGCCCGCUGUAAGGUUCCUCCGCCAGCUGCUGGACUACCGGGCCUCGGGACGGGCCUGGCGUCCACAGAAAUGCAAAAGCUGGGGCGCAGGAAGCAGCUACCAGCCCGUGAAAGAACCGGCCUCCAAACGCCUAAAUCGAGAGGCAAAGCCUCAGACGGCCGGGGGGGGGGGGCACCCUCUGAGCCCAGCAUUUUCGUCCUGCUAAAAUAUUUUUAAAUUUUAAAACUGGGUUGAAGGGAAGAAUACAAUGGGAUGGGAAAAGGGGAAAGGGGAAGGGGAAAGGGAAGGGAGGAAAGUACUAGAGGGAAGAAGCGAGGGAGAAAAGUACUUAAAACCUAAGGCCAAGGGAAAACGAAAGUAGAUUGCAAGCAAGCUCAUAUACAACCGUCUCCACAGCUCCUGAUCCGGUGCAAAACGGCCAAGAGGACGCCCAACGUCGGGUGUCCUGUAUUUAAAGACUCUGACCCCUCCUCCAAAUUGGCAACAAUCAAAACUCCCCAGCAACCCAAUUUUAACCACUUAAUGGCUUGGGUUCAUCCCAAAUCUGCCCAGUAACAGCAGGGUGGCUUGUUUCCCCAACCGCAACACGUGCUCUCUGUUAGGGAGAACACGCUUUAUAGGGAACUAAGGUAAAAAUCAUAACAGGAGUCUAUGACAUGAAAGAGGCUGUGCAGUACAAAUACAAUCUGGUUCUCAUUUCAUUAUCAGAAAAUAAUUCAAAUUUAUUUCUGCUUCCAAGUAUCUUUAUUAUUUUAACCAUUUUAACCAUUUACACCAGAAUACUUUGAUAAUAAAUACUCACAAUAUAAAAAGGAAGAAAAGGAGGAUAAAGAAACAACUAAUAACAAACUACAACAAAGAGAAAAAUAUUAUAUAGAUCAUUAUCUUAACCACGCAUAUCUGUUUAACAAUAUAGCUAAAUUAUAGCUAAUCUUAUUCCCCAAAUAUGUGUCAUUCCAGGCCAUAAUAAAUAAGGACCAUGUUUCCAUACAGCUACUAACAGGCACAGCCUCCUCUCUUUUAUAAAAUGUGAGUUCUAAUAAUGUUACGUUUUUUCAUAUUUCAACAAGCCAUUGUUAUAUAAACGAUGCUGUGGUUUUCUUCUAAGAGUUUGCAGUUGCUGAUUUUGCUGCAAUUGGCAGAGUUAUGACCAUUUCCAGAUCAGAAUCAGGUACCAGGAGACCUUUCUUUUUUUUUAAAAAAAAAGAAAUAUAUCAGAACAGACACAUAUGCACUGCCUGUUGACCAUCAUCACCUCGGGAAAUGCUGCUGAAUCCUCCCCAAAGAACAACAGAGCUCAUCAACUGCCCUAUUCUAAAGCUUUUGUGUUCUUUUGGAAGCCCUGUUUCACCCACCCACGUGCUUCUUGUUUCUCAGUUGCCCCAUGUGGACUCUGAAUCCUGCUGGUACUCACCAGCUGAGGCAGCUAUUAGGGGGAAUGAUAAUUACAAGAUUCUUUGUUAAAAUAAAAAUAAAUAAACUUUAACACUUUUUGUAAAUCCAUUCAUCCCUUUUUCACCAUCUGCUAGUAUCAAGGAAACGACUUUUAAAAUAGUGAAAUGGUAUCAUGCCAUUAUAUUCUUUUAAAAAGGUGACAUAAUAUAAGUCAGAAGAUAUGGGGCAAUAGAGGAGCACGUCUUCGAACUCUUGCAUUAAAUGAAGCCAUUGCAUGCAGGGGCGGAGGAAGGGGGUGCGGUAGGUACAGCCCAUCCCGGGUGUCACCAUUGAGGGGGUGUGUGACAAAAUGCUGGGUGGCACUCACAGCGGGGCCUGCAGUGCAUCCAGCUACGCAUCUCUCCUGGGAGAGACAUGGUGGCUUGGACGUGCACAGCCUCUACACUGCCCCAACAGUCCACCCACUGCCUCGUCGCCCCCCAAGCUGUAGGGCAGCUGGGACUUCCGGGUUAGCGCCUCCGGCAAUGGCAGAAUUCCUCUGAUCGGGAGGAAUCCGCUCCGUGGAAAUCAGGGUCUGGCUGCCACGGCAAAGGCGGAGACCCAUUAAAAACCACAGGCGGGAGAAGCUUGUGGACGUGGGAUUCGGCUGGCACCUUUUGCGCCUCCCCUACUCGCGGGGAAACCCGGUUUAGGGGAUUCGGAGCGACGUGGGGUGAGUGGCGCGGUGCUUCAAAUCGACUGCUUCUUUCACGGAGUGAAGCCGCAUUGCUGUUGCCGGAGAGCGCUGACCUUUUCCUGUGGACAAUUUGAUCUUAAAACAACUACCCGUGAGUAGAACGGAAAAUUGGACUCUUAAACGUCUUAAUUUGGCACCGAAACGGGGAGGUUUCAAACAGGAAGUCCGCCUUCCCCUUUUGUAAAUAGAUUGAAGCAAAGAGGCUGCAAGCUAAAGCCUUGGAAAGCCUUUCAUAAAGGAUUAAACUUCCAUCGGUUAAAUCAUCAAACCCCCCUUGGAAGCAGGAGAAGAGGGGGGAACUUUAAGAUCGCGUAAGCCUGCAGGAGAGAGUGAAGAAAGUCAAAUUACCACCGCUCUGAACCUGGAAACGGGCUGCUAGUAAGAUUGAAGUUUUGGAUAUGCUCAUUGAUUGUGAAUAGAUCGUCUGCUGACAGUAGGUUAAAGAAGAGAAAUACAUUGUCUCCAUUGUCUCCUUCUGCGUUCAAAAGGAGUAAAAGUUACUGAAAAUUGAAACUAACUUUAUUGUUUGAACUGUGCUUAAAAGGAUUGAUACAAAUAGAAAUUGUUUCCCCUAGAGGAAGCCUUUGAAAUUGUUACAAGAGCUGAGCUGGAGGAAUUUCCACCUGCAAGAUAAAACUGUGAGAAUCUGGGAUUGACCUUGGACCGUUAAGAAUGUUGACAGAAGAAGCCUUAGUGGUUGCAUUAUGUAAGAUUAAUGAUUCACUGGAACAGCUUCAUAAGAAGACGGAUGCGAGGACUAUAAACAUUGAUAACUUGGAACAAAAAGUGAUUAAUUUGGCACAAAAAGUCAAUAUUAAUACAGAAAUGAUUCAGGAAUCGAUACAGGGAUCUAUUUUGACAUGGCAAAUUGAGGGGAAGGCGGGGGAGAAAGUUUUUGCUGUGGAACCUAAAGUGGCACAAGCCCCAGGGAGAGAGCCCCAGCCUUACAGUUGCAAUUUGAUGAUUAUAAGUUGAUGCCUUUCAAGAUUGAAUUUAGAGAAAGUCAGACUUUUAGGAUUGGAGCCCCGCUUGGACUGGAGAAAGAAAGUUGGAUAGAUCCCCCCAUGCAGGGGUUUAUUGACCUUUGGGACCUGGACUUGGGUCAGGAGGAGACUGGAGUUGUGGGGACCGCCAGACUUGGAGGAACUUUGAAAUACGACUGGAAAUAUCUUUUGAAUUUCAGUUCUAACUAUGGUGAUUUGCCUUUUCUUUUCUCCCUUUCUGCCAAGGGUGAAAUGAUUUCCUUCAGAGGAUAUCCCAGUGAGACAUAUGAAGUGGUGACAGAUGAUGGGUGUAUCCUGAGUAUUAACAGAAUUCCUCAUGGGAAAAGAAAUAACUGGGAAUCAGGUGAGUGUGUUUUUUGAGGUAUUUAUUAUGUAUACAUGAAAAUACUAUGAGGACAUUUAAAAUUAUUAUUUAAAAAAUGAUAAGUUUUUGCUUUGGAAUUUGUUUACUUAUUGCAAGAAAACCUCAACAAUCUGUUUGGUUAUGGGUGAUUAUUAAUAUGAUUUUAUUAAUUAUAUGUUUUGGUCCUAUUUUUUCUAAAAAAAUUCCCAAAAAGGCCAUAGAUUACCAUAUGUUCCGGCAUACAAGGUGAUCUUUUAUCCCUGGAAAAUCACCCCAAAAGUCGGGGGUUGUCUUAUAUGCCGGUUAUACGCGUUGGAAAGGAGGAGAGGGAGCUGGUGAGCAGAGGAGCCCCUUCUGCCGCCACUCCUCCUCCCUCCCCACUCCUUCUGAGUGUGGCACUCACCUUCCCGCCUGCCAAACACUUCGCCUCGGGCUGCUGCUGCUGCAACGUCAGAGGCAGCAGAGUGGUGUGCGCUCUGCCCCUGGCAGUGCUCAAACUCUAUAACUCUAAAACUCUAAAAUUGAACAGCAAAAGUUGGGGGUCGUCUUAUAUGCCCAGUUGCCUAAUAUGCCUAAUAUCUACGGUAGGUUAAACACAUUUUAGUCCUUUCUUGAGCUAUUAGGUCCUCUGCAUGGAGAAUAUGGAGAUAUGCUAUUGGGUGACAGAGAAAAGGCAGAACUGCUUUGCCUCUGUCUUGCUUUUCCUUUUUAUAAUUUUUUAAAAUUAAUUUUCACAUUUAAACAUUAUCAUCAUAUAAACCAUAACAAACAACUUCAAUAAAAUAAAAAAUAAAAAUAGAAAAUAAAACAUCUUCACACCAUAUUAAAUCCAUAUUUUGGGAUUAUUCAGAUCCCCUGACUUCCCUCCAUUUCCUCUCCUGGUUCUUUUAUAAUAUAUUAUACAUGUCUAUAAUUUAUUAAAUUUAUUAAAAUUUCCAAUUUUAAACAUUCUUAAUAUUACAAGUGUUUUUAAAAGCCUGCUAUUGUAUUAACUUCUUUUACAAUGCCUUUGUAAAUAUGCAGUAAACAUUUCCCAUUCUUUUUUAUAUUUGUGGUCUUCUUGAUUUCUUAGACUUUCUUCCAGUUAAUUUAGCCAUUUCAGCAUAUUCCAUUAAUUUAAAUUGCCAAUCUUCUUUGGUUGGCACUUGUUCUUUCCAAUGUUGAGCUAUCAAUAUCCGGGCGGCUGUUGCUGCAUACAUAAACAAGUUUUUAUAUUCUUUCGGUAUAUCUAUUCCAGUUAUUCGUAUUAAAAAGGCUUCUGGCUUUUUAACAAAUGUUAUUUUUAACAUUUCCCCCCCAAUUCAUUAUAAAUCGUUUCCCAGAAACUUAUUAUAACCUUACAUUGCCACCACAUAUGGUAAAAAGUGCCUUCUACUUCUUUAUACUUCCAGCACUUAUGAUCUUUUGUCUUACGCAUUUUUUAUAAUUUAACCAGAGUUAGAUACCAUCUGUACCUUGUUUUCAUAUAAUUCUCUUUAAGAGCCGUACAUGCUGUGAACUUUAUAUCAUUUUUCCAUAAUCUUUCCCAAUCUGUCAUCUGUAUAUUAUGUCCCACAUAUAUUAUGUCUUUUGCCCUUUUUAUCAUAACACUUUUGACCUCUUCGUCCUUUGUUUCCCAUUCCAACAAAAUAUUAUACAUUUUUUAUAGUUAUUUAUAUUCACUUUCUAUUAUUUUUCUCUGGAAUUUUGAAAUUUCAUAUGCAAAUCCUUUCUUUUUAUUUCUUUUAAAUGUUUCAUUUAAUUGAAAAUAUUGUAACCAAUCUGUUACCUCUUCUUUUAUUUCAUUAUAUUCCUUUAAUUUUAAUUUAUUAUCCACUUCCAUUAACAGCUCUCUAUAUGUUGCCCAGUUGGGUUUAUUUUUUUGAAUGCUAUUGCUUCCAGUGGCAAAAGCCACCAUGGUGUUUUUUGUUCUAAUAGAUCUUUAUAUUUCCCCCAAACUUGAAAAAUUGCCUUUCUUAUUAUGUGGUUCUGGAAGCUUCUAUGUACCUUGGCCUUCUGUUAAUAAGCCUACAUUCUUUAAUGUUAUCCAAUCCUGUAUCCAACACAAACAAGAGGCUUCAUAGUAUAAUUUUAUAGCUGGUAGUGAGAAGCCUCCUCUUUCUUUAAGGUCUGUUAAUAAUUUAUAUUUUAUUCUUGGCUUCUUGCCUCUCCAAAUGAAUCUUGAAGUAUGUCUCUGCCACUCUUUAAAGCAAUUCACAUUACUUAUCACCAGGAUUGAUUGAAAUAAAAAUAACAUUUUUGGCAAUACAUUCAUGUCAGCUUCGUUCCGGAGCUGACAGAGGCUGGGAAUGAGAACAGACAAAGAGAGAUAAGGACACAGGAAUGUGAGCUGGAAUGUGAGAGGGAGGAGGGCAGCCUAGCGGCAUGGCUUCAGAGAACAGAGAGCAGGCAGCAGAUAGCAAUGGUAAUCUGAUCCCUGAGCAUAGUGACCAAGGAAGGGAGAGCCAGAGCAGGGAUAAACAAAAUACCAAUCUUAGAAACAGAUGGAGAGAGGCCAGGAAUAGCCAGCCCAAAAACUCGAAGGCGCGAAAAGGUCAGUGAGAGGAGGGAAAAAGAGCGGAAGUGAAAGGGUUUUUUCCCCUGUUGGAAGAAGAGGAAGGGAUGGAGUUUAGACUCGGCAACUGAGAACUUGGAGUCAGACACAGAGUGAAGGAGCUCCAGAGUGAUUUAUGUGUUUGAGCAAUAAACCUGAGAUAAUUACUACCGGUAUCUCGCUUCUGUGGGAGAGCCAAGCCAUUACAAUUCAUGUGUGGCCUCACUGGCCACUGGUGUGUAUCACCAACUAUAAACUUGGGACACAGAGCAGGCCAGCAAUUUCACGUGUCUGUAAGGAUGGAGCUACAGCCCAAGAUAGGAAAAGAGGUGGUAAGGAAACACCUAGCUACUUUAAAUGAAUUCAGAUCUGCAGGGCCUGGUGAGCUGUGCCCCCAAAUACCUCUGCCUUGCUUUCCAUAUUGCAUUUAGAAGAUACUCAUUCCAGACUCAAAUUCCAGACACGUGAAAUUGCUGGCCUGCUCUGCGUCCCAAGUUUAUAGUUGGUGAUACACACCAGUGGCCAGUGAGGCCGCACAUGUGGGGCAUCGUUGCUCUCCUGGCUUCUUAACACCACUGUCACUGGUGAUUAUUGGGAAGGAGAGCAGAGGUGCAAGGUGAGGAGAGCUUAGCCAGGUAAGGCUGCAUCUUAUUGGAUGGAGACACUGAAAUUACAUAUUGUAACUAUGUUUAAAACAAGGAACUAGGCAGAGGGCCUUCUUAAUAGUGGCACCCACCCUGUGGAACGCCCUCCCAUCAGAUGCCAAGGAAAUAAAUGACUUUUAGAAGACAUCUGAAGGCAGCCCUGUUUAGGGAAGUUUUUAAUGUCUGAUGUCUUAUUGUUGUUUUAAUUGUGUUGGGAGCCUCCCAAUGAGGCUGGGGAAAACCAGCCAGAUGGGCUGGGUAUAAAUUCUUCUUCUUCUUCUUCCUCUUCAGGUCCCAGGCCCACAGUGUUCUUGCAGCAUGGCUUGCUUGGUUCUAGCAGUAACUGGGUGUUUAAUAUGGACUACAACAGCCUGGGCUUUAUAUUGGCUGAUGCUGGUUAUGAUGUUUGGCUUGGAAACAGCAGAGGUAACACUUGGUCCAACAAACACAACAACUAUACUGAGAAGCAUCAAGAAUUCUGGCUAUUCAGGUAGAGUGAGCUUUCUAAACCUAAUUUCUUGUUUCUGGUUCCUAGUUCACCCUUUGGGGAAAACUUUAAUUAGUCAUGCUCUUCCUAGUGGAGCCAUGUUUUUCCACCUCCUCUUAUAAUAUAUGAUAUGGAGAUAUAGAAAUACAUUUCCAAGUAAGUAAAAUUGGUAGUUGUCCCUUUAAACAAACAAACAAUUUGUUUGUUCCUGGGGAAAAUAUGGCCUUGGUGAAAUGUGGCCUUGGUGAACUCUGUAGAAUAGAUGAUAGCAGAUCAGCUUAACUUCAGGUGCAAUUAGACUUGAUCUGGAGAGACUCAAUAUUGGUCCUUCUGAAUCUCUGCUGGAAUUUGAAGCUCCUCAGACAGAUAUGGGUUGGAGGGAAAGCAGAGUCCUCUCCUGCCCACAGCAUAAAUACUGUUCCUCCUGAAACUGACUUUUUCAAAAUGUUUUUGGUUUCCCAAUUGCAGGCACAUGGUUGCUCUUAACUGUGUGGUGGGCAUUUUCAGUUUGCAGUGAACAGCUCAUAGUGUGGCCUUGCUUGCUAGUGAACACUGAAAAUGGAAAUAUAUAAGGAAGAUGAGUCAUGGCUUAAUUCAGAUAACUGUUUCACAAAUGUUCUUAGACUUGGUGACUUGAUGGAUCCAUGGAGGAGAUGAUCUCUGAUCUGCCAGAUCCAAGCCUGUUCUUGUAUUGAACUGGGAGGAGAACAGGGCAUUUUAGGCUUUCACAGUGGAGAUCCCACUGCAUAUACGUGUCUGUUAAACAUAGGCUGUUCCUUUUUCUUUGCAGUUUUGAUGAAAUGGCUAAAUACGACCUUCCAGCUUCAAUAAACUUUGUCCUGAACAAAACUGGUCAGGAAAAAAUAUUUUAUGUUGGUCAUUCCGAGGGCACCACAAUGGGUAUGUUAGCAAGAUUCUUAAACACAUGCGGGCAGUUCUAUUUGCUACAUAAUUAUAUGUGCAGUUGCUGUUGUAUAUUAAAUUCAAGAGACAUCUUGCUCAUGGUACAGUGAUGUUCCAUGGAACCUAUGGACACCUAUGGAGAAGCAUCUUGAAUAACAAUCCCUGUAUUUGGGUUUCCUGCGUUUUCUUUCCUAGUGAUAUUUCACAUAUAGGUGAUGAUUCAAAUUGGUUAAGGGGCUUAUAAAAAGUGGUUUGUCUGGACUGAGAAACUGUUAAAAUCCUGGAUUGCAAACCAGUAUCAAGCCUAGUUUGCAGUCAGAGUUUAGGUAACAGUUUCCCAGUCUGGAUGUAACAGGAAGCUAUAGUUUAACAACCCUAGGAUGAAAUAUGUUAAGGCCCCUGAGACAAGAGGAGAAGAGAACUUGUUGGCUGAACACUCCUUCUUGGUCUGAUAAAUCAUAGUUCUCUAACCAAACCGGUUUGAAAUUCACCUCACCUCUGACUCUCACUUCAUGUUUUAUUGGUUCUUAGUACAGCCUAGAGUAGCUGGAGAAACCCAGAUAGAUGGGCUGGGUAAUUAUUAUUAAUGUUGUUAUUAGCCACAGAAUGUAUUGCGUAAGUGAAUUUACAAUUAUUACACCACUGAGGAAAUAUAUGCAGCACUAAAAAGUUUUAAGUAGGUCAGAAACAAGGCAGGGCCUUUUCUGUUGUGAUGUGUAGAUUAUAAUGCACCAUUUCUAGUAGGGUCCUAGGUCAAAAUGAUCCCAGAUCCUCAGAUUUCAGGACCCAAACCUGAGACCUAGUGGAGUUGUUAUAGGGGUGGCUGUUGGUGGUGUCAGAGAGGUGAACCCCAGGGAUGUCAUGAAAAAUGGCACAUUAAUCAUGGUCUCUGAGAGCAUGGCAUUCAAAUAAAAAGCUACUGGUUGGAAAUCAAGACAAGAACCUCAACUGAAGGGUUGUGUGCCCAGCUACAGCUGCUCUACGAAUUACUAAAGAUUCUUGCUAUGAAGGGGUUGAAUAAGAGUGGUACUGGAGAAGUCAGUAUAAGGUGCAUUUUCAGCUCUGCAACAGCUGAAAGUCUGUAAAUUUUGAUAAUACGCCCGAUUUGCAAUUUAGGUUGAAAAAUUUCAAUUGCAACUGUUUUUCUGUCUUCAGUCCAGAUUUUAGUUUGGAAAAAUCCUCCAUUUCCUUAAACACACUGCUCCCUCUUCCAUCAUGUCAUUGAUCUGUAUCUCAGGUUACAUGCAUUUCAGAUUACAUACGCUUCAGGUUACGGACUCCGCUAACCCAGAAAUAGUGCUUCAGGUUAAGAACUAUGCUUCAGGAUGAGAACAGAAAUCAUGCUCCGGCGGUGCGGCAGCAGCAGGAGGCCCCAUUAGCUAAAGUGGUGCUUCAAGUUAAGAACAGUUUCAGGUUAAGUACGGACCUCCGGAACGAAUUAAGUACUUAUCCCAAGGUACCACUUUAUAUCCAAAAGGAUUUCUUGGUGGUUUCUCUGCUUCAGAUUGUUGUUGUUGUUGUUUAGUCGUUUAUUCGUGUCUGACUCUUCGUGACCCAUGGACCAGAGCACGCCAGGCACUCCUGUCUUCCACUGCCUCCUGCAGUUUGGUCAAACUCAUGUUGGUAGCUUCGAGAACACUAUCUAACCAUCUCAUUCUCUGUUGUCCCCUUCUCCUUGUGCCCUCCAUCUUUCCCAACAUCAGGGACUUUUCCAGGGAGUCUUCUCUUCUCAUGAGGUGGCCAAAGUAUUGGAGCCGCAGCUUCACAAUCUGUCCUUCCAGUGAGCACUCAGGGCUGAUUUCCUUAAGAAUGGAGAGGUUUGAUCUUCUUGCAGUCUAUGGGACUUUCAAGAGUCUCCUCCAGGACCAUAAUUCAAAAGCAUCCAUUCUUCGGCGAUCAGGCUUCUUUAUGGUCCAGCUCUCACUUCCAUACAUCACUACUGGGAAAACCAUAGCUUUAACUAUAGGACCUUUGUUGGCCAGGUGAUGUCUCUACUUUUUAAGAUGCUGUCUAGGUUUGUCAUUGCUUUUCUCCCAAGAAGCAGGUGUCUUUUAAUUUCGUGGCUGCUGUCACCAUCUGCAGUGAUCAUGGAGCCCAAGAAAGUAAAAUCUCUCACUGCCUCCAUUUCUUCCCCUUCUAUUUGCCAGGAGGUGAUGGGACCAGUGGCCAUGAUCUUCGGUUUUUUGAUGUUGAGCUUCAAACCAUAUUUUGCGCUCUUCUCUUUCACCCUCAUUAAAAGGUUCUUUAAUUCCUCCUCACUUUCUGCCAUCAAGGUUGUUUCAUCAGCAUAUCUGAAGUUGUUGAUAUUUCUUCCGGCAAUCUUAAUUCUGGCUAGGGAUUCAUCCAGCCCAGCCUUUUGCAUGAUGAAUUCUGCAUAUAAGUUAAAUAAGCAGGGACACAAUAUGCAGCCUUGCCGUACUCCUUUCCCAAUUUUGAACCAAUCAGUUGUUCCAUAUCCAGUUCUAACUGUAGCUUCUUGUCCCACAUAGAGAUUUCUCAGGAGACAGAUGAGGUGAUCAGGCACUCAUUUCUUUAAGAACUUGCCAUAGUUUGCUGUGGUCGACACAGUCAAAGGCUUUUGCAUAGUCAAUAAAGCAGAAGUAGAUGUCUUUCUGGAACUCUCUAGCUUUCUCCAUAAUCCAGCGCCUGUUUGCAAUUUGGUCUCUGGUUCCUCUGCCUCUUCUAAAUCCAGCUUGCACUUCUGGGAGUUCUCGGUCCACAUACUGCUUGAGCCUUCCUUGUAGAAUUUUAAGCAUAAACUUGCUAGCGUGUGAAAUGAGUGCAAUUGUGCGGUAGUUGGAGCAUUCUUUGGCACUGCCCUUCUUUGGGAUUGGGAUGUAGACUGAUCUUCUCCAAUCCUCUGGCCACUGCUGAGUUUUCCAAACUUGCUGGCAUAUUGAGUGUAGCACCUUAACAGCAUCAUCUUUUAAAAUUUUAAAUAGUUCAGCUGGAAUACCAUCACUCCCACUGGCCUUGUUAUUUGCAGUGCUUUCCAAGGCCCAUUUGACUUCACUCUCCAGGAUGACUGGCUUAAGGUCAGCAACCACACUACCUGGGGUGUACGAGCCAUCCAUAUCUUUCUGGUAUAAUUCCUCUGUGUAUUCUUGCCACGUCUUCUUGAUGUCUUCUGCUUCGGUUAGGUCCUUACCACUUUUGUCCUUUAUUAUGGUAAUCUUUGUAUGAAAUGUUCCUUUCAUAUCUCCAAUUUUCUUGAACAGAUCUCUGGUUCUUCCCACUCUAUUGUUUUCCUCUGUUUCUUUGCAUUGCUCAUUUAAGAAGGCCUUCUUGUCUCUCCUUGCUGUUUUUUGGAAAUCUGCAUUCAAUUUCCUGUAUCUUGCACUAUCUCCCUCGCAUUUUGCUUGCCUUCUCUCACCCAUUAUUUGUAAGGCCUCGCUGGACAGCCACUUUGCUUUCUUGCAUUUCCUUUUCAUUGGGAUGGUUUUCUUUUCUUUUUUUAAAAGAUAUUUAUUAGAGUUUAAGUAUUACAAAAAAAGAAAAAAGACAAAAAGAAAUACAAGCAAUGAACAGUUACAAAACCUCAAAAACAAAAGGAAAUACAAUAAAACAAAACAUCAACAGUACAUCAAAACAUUAAAAAAGAAAAAAAACAGAAACAUUUAAAAAACACAAACCUUUAAAAAAAUAGAAGGAAAAAAGAAAAAAAAGAACAAAAAAGACCCCUUAUUUUCAUAUCCUUAUCUUUCAUUUGCUUAUUUCCUCGACUUCCUCACACCUCCUUUUUUGUAUUCUAGUUCAAUUAAUUGUUCCAGCAAGUCCUUUCCCUCUUUCUCAAAUUUAGUUCCAUAAUUUAUCUUAACGCAAUUUAACCUUAAGUUUGCACCUUUACCCAUUGUCAAUCUAUUCAUACUUAAUUCUUUAUAACAUUUCUACUAAAGUCAUAUAACUUCUUUCCAGCAUCCUUCUAACAUUCAUUAAUUUUACAAUAUUUCUGUAAAUAUACUUUAAAUUUUUUCCAAUCUUCCUCCACCAACUCUUCUCCCUGGUCUCGGAUUCUGCCAGUCAUUUCCGCCAGUUCCAUGUAGUCCAUCAGCUUCAUCUGCCAUUCUUCCUUGGUAGGUGGAUCUUGUGUCUUCCAGUGCUUUGCGAUAAGUAUUCUUGCUGCUGUUGUGGCAUACAUGAAAAAAAUUCUAUCCUUCUUUGGCACCAGUUGGCCUACCAUGCCCAGGAGAAAGGCCUCUGGUUUCUUUAGAAAGGUAUAUUUAAAUACCUUUUUCAUUUCAUUAUAGAUCAUCUCCCAGAAUGCCUUAAUCUUUGGGCAUGUCCACCAAAGGUGAAAGAAUGUACCUUCAGUUUCAUUACAUUUCCAACAUUUAUUAUCGGGCAAAUGGUAAAUUUUUGCAAGCUUGACUGGUGUUAUGUACCACCUGUAAAUCAUUUUCAUUAAAUUCUCUUUUAAGGCAUUACAUGCCGUAAACUUCAUACCAGUGGUCCAUAACUGUUCCCAGUCAGCCAUCAUAAUAUUAUGUCCAACAUCUUGUGCCCAUUUAAUCAUAGCAGAUUUCACCAUUUCAUCUUGAGUAUUCCAUUUCAACAGCAAGUUAUACAUUCUUGACAAAUUCUUAACUUUAGGGUCUAACAAUUCUGUUUCCAGCUUUGAUUUUUCCACCUGGAAGCCUAGUUUUUUAUCCAAGUUAUAUGCCUCCAUUAUUUGGUAAUAAUGGAGCCAAUCUCGUACUCUGUUUUUAAAUUUUUCAAAGCUCUGCAGUUUUAAUCUGUCACCCUCUUGUUCCAAAAUUUCCCAAUACUUCGGCCAUUUGGCCUCCAUAUUGAGUUUUUCUGAGCCUUUGCUUCCAUUGGUGACAGCCAUCUUGGGGUUUUAUUUUCUAACAAAUCCUUAUAUCUUAUCCAGACAUUAAACAGUGCUUUUCUUACAAUAUGGUUUUUGAACGCUUUGUGUGCUUUAACCUUAUCAUACCACAAAUAUGCAUGCCAACCAAAUACAUUAUUGAAACCUUCCAAAUCCAAAACAUCCGUGUUUUCAAGAAGCAUCCAUUCUCUCAGCCAACAAAAAGCGGCUGAUUCAUAAUAAAGUUUUAAGUCUGGCAGGGCAAAUCCACCUCUUUCUUUAGCAUCAGUUAAUAUCUUAAAUUUUAUACGAGGCUUCUUGCCCUGCCAGACAAAUCUGGAGAUAUCUCUCUGCCACUUCUUGAAACAGUCCAUUUUGUCCAAAAUUUGCAGUGUUUGAAACAAAAACAGCAUUCUUGGCAAUACAUUCAUUUUUAUCACAGCAAUUCGGCCUAGCAACGAUAGCUUCAAAUUUGACCAUAUUUCUAAGUCUUUUUCACUUCAGUCCAACAUUUUUCAUAAUUAUCCUUAAAUAAAUUCACAUUCUUAGCAGUCAUAUUAACCCCUAAAUAUUUCACUUUCUUAACCAGUGUCAGUCCUGUCUCCUUCUGAAACUUCUCUCUCUCAAUCUCAUUUAGAUUUUUUUCCAAAACUUUAGUUUUCGUCUUAUUCAACUUAAAACCUGCUACCUGACCAAAUUCUUGAAUCAGUUCCAGUACUCUUUUAGUGCUUGAUUCUGGCUCCUGUAAAGUCAAUACUAAGUCAUCUGCAAAUGCUUUCAGUUUGUACUGUUUAGCUCCCACUUGUAUACCUUUAACCAAUUGGUCCCUUCUAAUCAUAUUUAGCAGAACCUCCAGGACCGAAAUAAAAAGCAAUGGAGAGAUUGGGCAACCUUGUCGUGUUCCUUUCUCAAUCUUAAAUUCUUCCGUCACUACAUUAUUCACAAUUAAUUUAGCCUUUUGUUCUGAGUAGAUUGCACCUAUACCAUUUCCAAAACCUUUACCAACCCCCAUCCCCAAUAGAUUCUUCUUCAUAAAACUCCAAGAAAUAUUGUCAAAGGCUUUCUCCGCAUCCACAAAAAUCAGAACUGCUUUAGUAUUAAUCUUCACUUGUAGCUUUUCUAAAAUAUUAAUUAUAUUCCUCAUAUUAUCAGACAAAUGUCUGCCCGGGAGAAAGCCCGCUUGGUCUUUAUGAAUUUCUUCUGCUAACACCUUUUUUAAUCUUUUAGCGAAAUGUCUGCAAAAAUUUUAUAAUCCACGUUAAGCAGUGAUAUGGGACGGUAGUUUUUAAGUUGCGUCUUUACAGACUCUGAUUUUGGUAUAAGUGUAAUGUAUGCUUCUUUCCACGACUCAGGUGCCCUUUUCCCUUCCAAUAUUUCAUUACAGACUUCCUUUAAUGGUUGUAUUAACCAUUCUUUCAAAGUUCUGUAAUAUCUAGAAGUCAGUCCAUCCGGUCCUGGAGAUUUACCUAAUUGCAUAUUCUGAAUGGCCCCUUCUACUUCCUGAUCCGUUAUUUUGUAAUCCAGCAUUAAUUUAUUUUCUUGGGAAAUUUUUUGUAGUCCAUUUAUUUUCAGGAAUUUAUCAAUGUCCAUUUCAUUCUGCUUUUCUUGUGUAUAUAAUUGUUUGAAAUACCUCUGGAAGCACUUUCUGAUUUCCACUGGAUUCUGUAUAUUCUUUCCUUCCACUUCCAGAUUCGUAAUGGUAUUUAAUUUUUGUCUUUUUUUCAAUUGCCAAGCCAGCAAUUUCCCACACUUAUUUGCUGAUUCAAAUGUCUUUUGUCUCAUCUGUUUAAUCUUCCAUUCUAUUUCCUGAUUCAUCAUUUUCAUAUAUUGUACUUGGUAUAGCUUUAUUUCUUUCAAAAUCUCCUGAGACUUUGGUUUCGCCCUCAGUUUCGUCUCUCCUUCCUUUAUUUUUUCCAAAAUUUUAUCUUUUUUCUCAUUUUGCAUUCUCUUCUUAAUUGCGUUCUGUUGUAUCAAAAAGCCUCUCAUGACGGCUUUACUUGCAUCCCAGAUUACUAUUUUUUCCACUGUAGUGUUCAUGUUUAUCUCGAAAUAAUCUCUCAAAGUUUUUUGGGCCUUUUUAAUAAAUUCAUCAUUCCUAAACAAAGAGUCAUUCAUCCUCCAUCUAAAGGAACCAGUUGGCAUUAAUUUCAUUUCCAUCUUCACAGCAUUAUGAUCAGAGCUGGUCUUGGGGCAAAUUUCAACCUUGCUAAUCUUUGGAGCCAGUCCUCUAGUUACCCAGAUUUGGUCAAUUCUUGUCCAUGUCAUUUUAGCCUCAGAGAAGAAAGUUCCCUCUCUUCCCAGAGGGUUCUUCAUUCUCCAAAUGUCAAUUAAGUCCAUGUUUUCAGUCAUGUCAAAAAAUGUUUUUGGUAGUCUUCCAUCCUUAGUGAUUAUUUGUCUUUGCGCCUUAUCCAUGUUUGUGGAUACCACACCAUUCAUAUCUCCCAUCAGAAUCAUAUUGUAGUCCAAAUAGUCCAUCAAGAUUUCAUGUAGCUUUUUAAAGAAUUCCGAUUUCCCUUCAUUUGGUGCAUAAAUACCCUUUAUCAAAAAUUUAUCUCCUUGUGAUUGGAUUUCAAUUGCUACAAAUCUUCCUUGUUCAUCUUUAAAGAUAAAUUUAGGUGAUAGGCUCUCCUUUGCAUAAAGAACCACUCCUCUUUUUUUAACUUUAUCCGAUGAGAUAAAUUCUUGGCCUAAUAUUUUAUUGCUCAAUAAUUUCCUGUGUAACCUUGUCACAUGCAUUUCUUGUAGACAAAUCAAGUCCAAUUGCUCUUUUUUCAAUAAAUGAAACACUCUUCGCCUUUUUUCCGAACUGUUGAGGCCAUUCACAUUCCAACUCAAGGCCUGCAACGCCAUCCUGUGGCUACUUUGGUGCUCCCCCAACUGCCCCCAGAGCUUGCUCCUCUCGUGUUGGUGGUAACGUUGGCUCGUUAACAGGGGGGGUCCAGUCCAAAGGACAAUGCUGAAAUGUCCAGGGUAUCUUUUUUUGUUGGUGCUCUCUCCCAUACUCUUUGUUCCAGUCCUCUGUCUGGUGAUCCUCUUUCCGAUGUUAUUGGCUCUUUUCCAAUUCCCUUCUGUAGGUCUUCUUUGUGGUUAUACAGGAACUUUGUUUUAUCUUCUACUGAUCUUAUCUUUAUUUUCCUUCCUUUAAAACUAAAGGAUAAGCCUUGAGGAAAUUCCCACCGAAAGUUGAUUUUGUUCCUUCUCAACAGUUCAACCAAAUCUCUGAAGUUAAAUCUCAAAUCUAAAAGAUAUUUAGGGAUAUCUUUAAAUAUCUCCACUCUAAAUUGGUGUAUUGCCAAGGCCUCCUCGUAAUGCCAACUCAAGAUUUUAUCCCUCUCUUCUUUGGAUCGGAGUGUAAUCAAACAGUCUCUUAUUCUGUUCUUCUCCUUCUUCCCUCCUCUUCCAAGUCUAAAGGCUCUCACAAUUUUAAACUCCUCUUUUUGUAAAUCCCGGUUCCAAUAGGCUGCAAAUUCCUCUGUAAGAUAGUCUAUCAAAGAGUCUUUUUCUAGUUCAGGUACUCCCCGAAUUCUCAAAUUUGUCUGUUUCUCCUUGAGCUCAAACAUAGAAAGCAUCUGCUUCUGGUCUUGUACUUGUUUCCACACAUCUGGGACCUCUAUUUCCAGUUGUGCUACCUUCGCUUCAACAGUAACAAUCUUUUCCUUAGCUUCCUCUGCAGUCUGUCUAGUUGAAUUAGACUCCAUAACUAAUGUCUCUAUAGCUUCUGUAUUAGAGUUAACCUUUUGUUCCAAGCUUUUUAUGCUUUGUGUAUUUUGGUCCAAUUUUUGUGAGUUUUGGUCCAAUUUUUUAUUCAUUUGUUCCAAGGAAUUGUUAAUUUUACUCAAAACAAGUGCCCAAUCUUCUUCCGAAGGCAUUCCUCCUUUUGGUUUAGUAUACAUUGACGCAGCUGCAGAGGAAGCAGGAGGGCCAGAUGUAGUACCUCUCCGAAAAGACCUCCCAGACCUUGUUGUCUUUUCUUGUAAAGAAGAAUCUAUUUUUUCUUUCCCAUCUGCCAUAACACUCAAGGCCCUCAAGGUCAGGUACAGUCCCAGAGUUUUAUCUUUAAAACUGGAAAAUUCCACUCCUUGUAGCAGUUGGGAUGGUUUUCGUUGCUGCCUCCUGUAUAAUCUUGCGAGCCUCCAUCCAUAGUUCUUCAGGCACUCUGUCCACCAAAUCUAAAUCCUUAAACCUGUUCCUCACUUCCACUGUGUAUUCAUAAGGGAUUUGAUUUAGAUUGUAUCUUACCGGCCCAGUGGUUUUUCCUACUUUCUUCAGUUUAAGUUUGAAUUUUGCUAUAAGAAGCUGAUGAUCUGAGCCACAGUUCGCUCCAGGUCUUGUUUUUGCUGACUGUAUAGAGCUUCUCCAUCUUUGGCUGCAGAGAAUAUAAUCAAUCUCAUUUCGAUGCUGCCCAUCUGGUGAUGUCCAUGUGUAGAGUCGUCUUUUGUGUUGUUGGAAAAGAGUGUUUGUGAUGACCAGCUUGUUCUCUUGGCAGAACUCUAUUAGCCUUUGCCCUGCUUCGUUUUGAACUCCAAGGCCAAACUUGCCAGUUGUUCCUUUUAUCUAUUGAUUCCCUACUUUAGCAUUCCAAUCCCCUAUAAUGAGAAGAACAUCCUUCUUUGGUGUCAUUUCUAGAAGGUGUUGUAAGUCUUCAUAGAACUGGUCAAUUUCAGUUUCUUCAGCACCAGUAGCUGGUGCAUAAACUUGGAUUACUGUGAUGUUAAAAGGUCUGCCUUGGAUUCGUAUCGAGAUCAUUCUAUCAUUUUUGAGAUUGCAUCCCAAUACAGCUUUUGCCACUCUUUUGUUGACUAUGAGGGCCACUCCAUUUCUUUUACGGGUUUCUUGCCCACAGUAGUAGAUAUGAUGGUCAUCCGAGCUGAAUUCGCCCAUUCCCAUCCAUUUUAGUUCAUUGAUGCCCAGGAUGUCAAUAUUUAUUCUUGCCAUCUCAUUUUUGACCACAUCCAACUUACCUAGGUUCAUGGUUCUUACAUUCCAGGUUCCUAUGCAAUAUUUUUCUUUACAGCAUUGGACUUUCCUUUCGCUUCCAGGCAUAUCCGCAACUGAGCAUCCUUUCGGCUUUGGCCCAGCCGCUUCAUCAGCUCUGAAUCUACUUGUACUUGUCCUCCGCUCUUCCUCAGUAACGUGUUGGAUGCCUUCCGACCUAAGGGGCUCAUCUUCCAGCGUCAUAACUUUUAUAUGCCUGUUGUCUUUGUCCAUGGAGUUUUCUUGGCAGGGAUACUGGAGUGGCUUGCCGGUUCCUCCUCCAGGUGGAUCACGUUUGGUCAAAACUCUCCACUAUGACCUAUCUUGGGUGCCCUGCUCGGCAUAGUUCAUAGCUUCUCUGAGUUAUUCAAGCCCCUUCGCCACGGCAAGGCAGGGAUCCAUGAAGGGGUGCUUUAUUAAAAUAAACUAAAUAAUAAACACCUCCUUUAGUCUAGAACGGGGUAGUCAACCUUUUUAUACUUGCCGCCCACUAAUGCAUCUUUCUUGAUGGUAAAAUUUCCUUACCACCCACCAGUGCUCGAUGGAAGGAGGAUUCAGCUUGUGCCGUAGAACCCCCUACCGCCCACCUAGAAUCUUGAAACGCCCACUAGUGGGCGGUAGGGAGCAAGUUGACAACUCCUGGUCAAGACUCUCUAGUCUCCACUUCUGUUAAUUUUUGCCUUUGCCUCCUCUGACUUAUUUGAGAGCCAUCCAAGAAUUGUUUUGGGGAUUUUUUGCAUGGGGGAAGGCAGGAAGUCUCAGCUAUGGCUGUUACUCUUCAUGUGCUCUGCAGCAAUACACCUUGUGUCAACCACACAUGCACACUCUUAAGGCUCUCCUCCUCUUGAGCCCAGCCCAGUUCCUUUUCUUCCUCUGCACUCCUUCCCACUACAAAGCCCUGGAGAUGGAGGUUAAUGAGGAGAGGGUAGGAAUGAAGGAGGGAAGAGAGUCAAUGUUACAAUUUACAGCCAGCUCUUGCUGAGCUGAAGCUUGCAAUCCUCCUGGAGGGGACCAGGCAAACCUGGAGACUAGGUCAGCCCUAGAGCCCUGGCAACCCUAAUUCCUAGAGAGUUCUGGUUUGCCGCUUCUCUUUUAAGCUUCAAGCCUUUCUAUUCUGUCAGUUUUUCACUAUGAUUUCAUGCUCCUAUUCCACUUCAUUAACACUUUGCAAAACAAUAUGUGAGCUGAAACACAACCAUCCUUCCAAAUUCACACUUCUCCAGAUUUUGAAAUGAACUUCUGCAUCCAAGAAAUGUGUACAAAAAUGUAUAAACUAGGGUAAAAAUGCAUGAGUGGAGAUAGCAUACAAAAGCAUUAUUUUUGGAAAAAGUGCUUUGCAAAACUGUGGGUACUAGGUAAGAUUGCAGGCAAAUUAUGCACACAAUAAUACAAUUGAUUUUCAAAUGAUACAAAUGAUACAAAUGAUUUUCAUAAGCACUUAACAAAUUGCUGUGGAAACAUGGAGAACUCAACUUGAGAUUUGCUCAUCCUCAGUUUUAGCUACAAUUAUUGCUGUUGUGGUUUAUUUCACUAAUCUUGCAAGUGAUUUUGAAUUUAAAAGCAAACUUCAGAUUUAAUUACGAAUAAAUAACAGUUCAUUUUGACUUGAAAAAUGGCCAUAAAUGGUCCCCCACAGGACAUACAACAUUGUGUACUUGAUUGCUUUUGCAUUAUGCAAAAAUUCGGUUUAAGAUUUUGUUAUUGGGUUUUUUCAAGACUGCAUUGCUAACUCUAUUCAUUUCUCUCCUCUCCCCCCACCCCACAGCAUUCAUUGCAUUUUCAACCAUGCCACACCUAGCCAAGAAGAUCAAGAUGUUCUUUGCAUUGGCACCAGUAGUCACUGUAAAGUACUUGACCAACACAGCUUUGACCAAACUUGCAAUGGUUCCUGAACCUAAGCUCAAAGUAUGUAUUUCGGGCAAAAUAUUUGUUCAAACAACAGAAUGCAAAUAUUGCAGGAUGUAGCUAAGUACAGUAUUUGGGAAUGUCUGUUUCAUUUUACCUGAGGCCAUUCAUAAUGCUCUUGGACAUCUAAAAAGCUCAAGCUAGCCAAUGCUGCAACUUGAUAGCACAGUGUCGCUUUGGCUCUUCUGUGCCAGAACUUUUUGGGGGUAAAAAGAAUGAGGGGCUGGCUUUUCUCCCUUGCUAUAUGUGUCAUGGGUUCCAGUUUCUGCUGUGCGCUGAAAAAGAAAGCUGUCGGUGCUCUAUACUUGUGGAUACUGUUUGCAUUCAGUGCCCAUAUUAAAGAAUUUGGCGCAAUUCUCUACGGUUCCUAAUAAAAUUGUCAUGAGAAUCUUGUCAGUAUGGUGGCAGAUCACACCUGUGGGUACCUCAGUUGCCUUUAAAGCAAUACAGUGGUACCUUGGGUUACAUACACUUCAGGUUACAUGUAAUAAUAAUAAUAAUAAAUUUUAUUUAUAUCCCGCCCUCCCCAGCUGAAGCCGGGCUCAGGGUGGCUAACAACAAUAAAACAGUACAAAAGUACAGCAUAAACAACACUCUAAAAUCAUUCAUUAUAAAAUUAAUUAAUUCAAGCCACUGGCAACCAUUGGGCCAGAGCUCCGCGAAGAUUGCCGAGGGAGGGAGUCAGGCUGUGCCCUGGCCAAAGGCCUGGUGGAAAAGCUCUGUCUUGCAGGCCCGGCAGAAAGAUGUCAAGUCCCGCAGGGCCCUGGUCUCUUGUGACAGAGUGUUCCACCAGAUCGGAGCCACAGCCGAAAAAGCCCUGGCUCUAGUUGAGGCCACAGGACCUCUAACUUCUCUGUGGCCUGGGACCUUCAAGAUGUUUUUAUUUGAAGACCGUAAGUUUCUCUGUGGGGCAUACCAGGAGAGGCGGUCCCGUAGGUACGAGGGUCCUAGGCCAUAUAGGGCUUUAAAGGUUAAAACCAGCACCUUAAACCUGAUCCUGUACUCUACCGGGAGCCAGUGCAGCUGGUAUAGCACCGGGUGAAUGUGAUCUCGCAGCGAAGACCCCAUAAGGAGUCUCGCUGCAGCAUUCUGCACCCGCUGGAGUUUCUGGGUCAGUCUCAACGUAGAGCGAGUUACAAUAAUCCAGUCUGGAGGUGACCGUCGCGUGGAUCACAGUGGCUAGGUCAGGGUGAGAGAGGUAAGGAGCCAACUGCUUAGCUUGGUGGAGAUGGAAAAAUGCCGCCUUUGUUAUAGCUGCAAUCUGCGCCUCCAUGGAAAGGGAGGUGUCGAAGAUUACACCCAAACUCUUAACAGACUGUGCUGGCACUAAUUGCGCCCCCGCAAGAGAUGGUAGUUGCCCCCCCAAUCCCAUAUCGCCCCGUCCCAGCCACAGGACCUCUGUCUUCGAAGGAUUUAGCUUCAACCGGCUCCCACGUAACCAUCCAGCCACAGCUUCCAAACAUCUGGUCAGUGUGUCUGGGGCCGAGUCAGGAUGGCCAUCCAUCAACAGAUAGAGUUGGGUGUCAUCGGCAUACUGGUGGCAACCCAGCCCAAAACUCCGAACAAGCUGGGCGAGGGGGCGCAUAAAGAUGUUGAAAAGCAUCGGGGAGUAUCGCACCCUGAGGUACUCCACACACCAAGGAGUGGCGCGAUGACAAUUCCCCCCCAAGCGCCACCCUCUGUCCCCGACCAGAGAGAAACGAGCGCAGCCAUUGAAGGACUGUGCCCUGGAUCCCCACGUCAGCAAGGCGGUGGUCCAGAAGUUCGUGAUUGACCAUGUCGAUAUGCUAACCCUAACCCAGAAAUAGUACCUUGGGUUAAGAACUUUGCUUCAGGAUGAGAACAGAAAUUGCAUGGUGGCGGCCCCAUUAGCUAAAGUGGUGCUUCAGGUUAAGAACAGUUUCAGGUUAAGAACGGACCUCUGGAACAAAUUAAGUACGUAACCAGAGGUACCACUGUAAUGCUGAGCAGUUACAUGGGAAUGUAUUAAUUACAGUAUUGCUUUCUUUACAGUACAGUAAGCCUAUGCUCCAGGGAUCUUGCUUAAAGCCAAAAUCAAGUAGAAUCAAAACCUACGGGGUUCAAUGGCAGGUGGGAUUGCCAAAGCCCUUUUUCCUGAAACCCUGUCCCCUUUCUUUCUUUCUUUCUUUCUUUCUUUCUUUCUUUCUUUCUUUGUUGCGGACUUACUUCCUUACGAACAAGGAAUGGCUGUAGGGGAAGAGAGCCAUGCUGAUCAAAUUACAGGCACAAGCACCCAUUUUUAGGGCUCAGAGAAACUCACUGAUCAUGUUGGAGGCUGUUUGCUUGGGUCUUCUGUGUUGUCUAUCUCUUCCACCCUGCUGCUUUUAGCUCUGUAAUCCAUAAAACAACAUUGGAGCAUGGUCAGUUUUCUCCCCAUGUUAUAGUCACCCUUGGUUGCUAUGCUACACUCCUGUCAUUUUCAGAUUGGAGGAAUAGCUACCUCUUGUAUUUUUAGCCUAGGGUCAAGUCAGGAGACAAAUUAAGUCACUAGGCAUACAAUAGAGCAGUAAGACACUUCUGCUGAAACUACUGGGGAAUUGAAUGAUUUCAAGCACAUCUAUUUAGCUACUGGACAUUUGGCAAAAUGUUUGCAUAACUCAUGUCCUUUGUAUAUUUGGGCUCCUACUGAAAUAGUAUUCAUGUUGUGGGAACCAUUAUAAUCUUGCUUGUUCCUGAACCACUUUAGAAGGACGCCAAAAGUCUAGAAAUCAAUGAAGAAGAUAGACUAUGCGGAAUUACCAAAGCUGACCGGCAAAAUCUGAAACCUGAGUGACAAAGCGUUCCAGAGAGAUUGGAGUAAAUUUAUUCAAUAUAUAGACAGUUAUUGUAAACAUGUAAAGACACUUGCAAGACUGCGAUAAAUCUCACAACGCUCAUUGGAAGGAACCUUCUACUUGUGCUUUAAGAGUAAAAUAACCAAGAAAAAAGUAAAGGAUUGAGAUGGUAUAAAUGUGUGGAAAUAUGAUGUAGUUAUACAAAAACCAGAUAACGGGAUGGAGGGAAGCCGAGUGGUUUGGUGGAGCUAUGAAUUAGUAAAAGGAAAUAAGAUGUUAUAAUAAUGUUAAAAAUGGAAAAUAAUAAUAAAAAUAUUAUAAAAUAAAAUAAAAUAAAGAAACCAAUGCCCUUAGAGGCUAUGUUUGCAUAACUCAUGUCUUUUGCAUAUGUGGGCGCCUACCUAACUAGUGUUCAUCUAACCAUCUGACUCGGUUGCCCCAGCCACUCUGGGCAGCUUCCAACAUAUAUGAAAACAUAACAAAACAUUAAACAUUAAAAAACUUCCCUCUAUAAGGCUGCAUUCAGAUGCCUUCUAAAGGUUGUAUAGUGACUUAUCUCCUUGUCUUGGGGGCUGCAAAGCUCCAUACCCUUCAUCAUUUCUCCAGUGAAAAUAGGGACAUCCUAAGGAACAGUGGAACUUUCUGGGAUCAAAUCAGAAACCAGGAUGGCUUCUGUAAAUCUGGGAUAGCCGCUGGAAAAUAGGGACACUUGGAGGGUCCAGAGGGUCAUUAUGUCUGACUGUGCUUGUGGGAUUUGAAUGGGUAUUCUAUUCUCAUAACAGGUUUUUUUUUGUAGUAUUUUGUUGCUACUCGUUAGAAGUAUCCAUAGGAAAAAAGAGAAUUGACUAACAAAAUGGUGUAUGUACUAAUAUUUUUGUUUUGGCAGAAAAUGUUUGGAACUAAGCAGUUUUUAGCUCAAGACAGAACAAUGAAAUGGUGUGCUACUUCCUUGUGUAACCGUUUCCCAAUGGAUUAUCUUUGUGGCAGUGUUCUCUUCCUGUUGCAUGGCUUUAAUGUGCUAAACUUCAAUGCGGUAAGAUUACUUAGUAGGAGUGUGCUCUAAAAAAAAAGGUAGGUGUAUGGAGGCUUCUCUGAAGUGAUUACUACUUGUGCCAUCCAUAACUUAAUUACAUUCAGACAAAACAUAGAAGAUACCUACACAUUUUGCCCCAUCACUUUGUGUCUAUGAUGGAUAGAGACUUAUUUUUUAAAGGAGAGCUCAGAUUCUGGGGCACUAGUAAAAGGCUUUUACUAGUCUUUGCCCUUUCUUGCUUCCUUUCCAGCCAAUAUUCCUCUAAAUUUUAUUCAUUAUUUACAUUCUACAUUUCACCUGGUGGUCACAGGGUGGGUGGGAUACCUUUUUUAAAAAACAACAACAACACUUUUUUAUAUGUGCUGUAAGCUGCCCAGAAUGGGCGGGAGAUAAAUAUUAUUAUUAUUAUUAUUAUUAUUAUUAUUAUUAUUAUUAUUACAACAAUAAACAGCAGUCAAAAAACAGGCAAUCAUUUAAUCACACAGUUAGGUCCAAUAUAUGUAUAUGGGUUUGUGUGCAUAUGCUUGUAAAAUGGAACUGAACAUUUGUGUGCAUUGAAAGAUGGUGCAUAUCAGCCCAGGAACAUGAAGUGAGAAGCCACAAGUGCACACCAAGGCCAGGUUUGGUACUCAAGCAGCAUAGGGUGAAUUCAUGUCCUGUAGGAGGAACAUACACAAUGCAAUGCCUAUUGCAUCAAUCAUUGUUAGUAACCGUACCUGGAUUGGUUCUAGUUGUACUGUAUGAUGAAAAGCAUUAUAGUUAGGCUGUAAUCUAACCAGAGAGCCAGUGUGGUGUAGUGGUUAAGAGCGAUAGACUCGUAAUCUGGGGAACCGGGUUUGCCUCUCCGCUCCUCCACAUGCAGCUGCUGGGUGACCUUGGGCCAGUCACACUUCUUUGAAGUCUCUCAGCCCCACUCACCUCACAGAGUGUUUGUUGUGGGGGAGGAAGGGAAAGGAGAAUGUUAGCCGCUUUGAGACUCCUUCGAGUAGUGAUAAAGCGGGAUAUCAAAUCCAAACUACUCUUCUUCUUCUUCUUCUUCUUCUUCUUCUUCUUCUUCUUCUUCUCCUCCUCCUCCUCCUCCUCCUCCUCCUCCUCCUCCUCCUCCUCCUCCUCCUCUGCAUAGGUACAUGGGAUGAAGCCUGGUUGAACACAGUACAAUUUGCUUCUUAGUAAAUGUGCAUAGAAUAGCACUGCAAGUAAUUUGAUAUAUAAAAUGUAAAAAAAAUGCAUUUAAGUUCUGGGACAGUUAAAAUUGAAAUGCCUUGCUCUAAGCUAAUUUUCAUUUGUUUGGUUUUUUUGUAACAUCAUAUUGGGAUUAGUAACCAGUUUAGAGUGUCAAGCUGUGUAGUUACUAUGUAAACAUGGAUUCCUGUGUGAUAUCCCGAUGUUGAGCUCUGGUGCACUGCUUUUGUGCAAACAAACCAAAUGGAAGGGAAGUGGCUGUUGCAAUUUGUGAUAAAUUCAGCUAAUCACUUUGCGCUUUCUUACAGAGUCGAAUCGAUGUUUAUUUAUCACACUUCCCAGCUGGGACAUCUAUCCAGAACAUGCUUCACUGGGUUCAGGUAGCACCGAAAUCCUCUUUUCUCUUUAAAAAAAGGUUUCCGUAUCGAUUGAAGAAUGGGCAAUCAGGACAGGCUUUUACAAAGACUUUUAAGAAUGAAAAUAAUAAAUAUGAUUGAAAGAAAAAUUCUUAAUAACUCCGCCUCUCUUUUUACAGACUCCAGAAAUAUGUUUUGUUUUUAUGAGAAAGGGUUUAAAGCUGAGAGAGUUUUAUUGUGUUUAAAUGUUUCCAAACAGGAGUAUUUCAAAAGCUACAGAUACAAUAAUAUCCCCAAUGGAUUUGUUUUUAUUGGCAAAAUAGUCCCUCUGCAUGUAGAUGGACAAAAUACUACGUUUCUGUGGUAUUUUACUGAAUUGUGUCUCAGUGAAGAACCCAGUGCUACUGGAAGCUUUGCCCGCCUGAUUGGACUACAACUCCCAUCAGCCAGGCCACGCUGCCUUGUGCUGAUGGGAGUUGGAGUCCAAAGCAUCAGGAUGGCUCCAGGCUAGACCGGCACUUUAACUUAGUGUCAUCUGAAUUAUUUGUAUAGAAACACAAAGAUGGCUUGCUAAAGCCACACAGUAGAAGCUUGGAGCAUCUAGCUAAGAUGUCCUUUCUGAUCGGAUAUACAUGGUGGAAAAGAAAAUGAAUAAUGGCUUUGGUAAUCUUUCCUUACAAAGUGAGGGGGAAUGACCUAGUUAAGCCUCGCUGGACUGUCUUAAACCCAACAUGCUAACCCAUAGAGCUAAACAUGCUGGUUAUUUGAGGCUCAUAUAUCCCACAAUCGAGUUGUUUCUUCCUAGCCACUGCUUCCCUUGAAGCUGCUCUCUAUUUUGGAUCAAUUGUGUGAAAUAAUCUUUAGGAUGGAGUUGCUGUUUUCUAACUCUGAGUCUGUGACUUAGUCUGGAUAUCUAGAAACACUUCCCUGGGAAUAAGUCUAAUUGAAUGGUUCUUAAUAGACAUGAUUAGACGGUAUCCGCCCUCCCUUCCCCACAGGUGGGUGGGGUUUGCGGCACCAAGCGAGGCUCACCUGGGCGGGUGCCACCCACCUGCUUGAGCUGGCCUUUGACCCACCCUCGGCCAGGGAGGACAAUGGACAGACGGCCGGGGGUGGGCCUAAGGCCAAAAGAAAAGAGGCUGACCCCUGGGCUCAAGCCUCUUUUGCCAUUCUUUCUUCCAGGAACCUAUUAGAACGAUCAAGGAUGUCAAAGCUCUUUGCAAGGUGCUCCUUCUGGAUUCCAAUGCAAACCUCUUCCUGAUUCACUUUAGUAACACUUCCAAUGCAAACUCCUUCCUUCAUCAGGAAGAGGUUUGCCUGGAAUACUGCCAAGCAGAGCAGAAUUUAAAUGAGUGAGAUCAGCUAAUGGGCAAUUGGGUGUCUUUGUGGGAAAGUGUUUGGGUGAGACUGAAUCCCCUGGCAGACUAAGUUGGACUGUGGAGUGGAAAUUCCUGAUCCCUGCACAAUAUUCUGAUUUCUGAGCAAUGGGAUACCUGGGCUACUUAUCCAACCACCCAACUUAAUCCAGAUGCCCAGAGGCAGAGAGGAUAAUUCAUAUUAGAUCAGAAGAGAAAUUUUCAGCCCAAACCUAUGUGUGUAUACUAAAGUCCCCCUAAGUUAGAUGAGAGUUGCUUCUAGGUAGGUGUAAAACAGACAACUCAUAUCUAGUAGGACACAUGUCAAACAUUCUCAAGAUAUCAGAUACACUGAGGAGACGUAGAAGGUUAAGCAGUACUAAAAAACAGGUCUACUGCUUUCAAAUAGCUUUGUGUAGCUUUUUUUGUAUGUUUACAUUAACUUUUGUUCUUCUCACUAAAGAUGAAGUUAGACAUUAUUGCAUAGCCUUAAUCAUAGCAUGGUUUUUGACACGUUCAACAUCCUUGUUUAUGCUGGUACCACGGUGUCAAGGCUGCCUCAGGUCUCAGCUCACAAAAGACCAACGCCAAUCUCUUCUUAUAUACAAAAGUGUUUAUUGCAGUUCAUUGCUUGCUUCAUAUCCGAGGCGCGCAGCCCCACGUCUGUACGCUUAGACCGUUGAAGUCCCCUCUGAGUCAGUCCCUCCCCUGCACCAGUUUAAGAGCCUUGCGCUGCUCCACCUCUUCCUCUCUUUCCUUUUCCGCAGGGUCUUCCUGCCCCCUGGGGUUUCGCCCCUCCUGGAUUCCCCUGACGCGGAAUCUCCAGACUGCUCUCCCCCCCUCCUGCGGGCUUUGGGACCUGGCCCCUCCUCCGGGCUCCCUGUACUUCCACGCGCCUCUACAUUUGAACUUGGCGCACGCGCCCAACCUCUAACCUUCCUUUUGACAGUUACACUACUCCCUUCACUACUCCCCUCCCCUUCCGGGAGGGUGGCUUGCUCCGACCUCCCUCCCUUCUCUGCUGCCGGAGCUGCUUCCCUGAUACACUGGAACCUCCACCCCUUCGCUGCACUCUGGCGGGGAGGCUGGUCCUGACGCCCAGCUGCCACUUUGGGAUCCCCGCUGGCCCCCUGUUCCUGACACGUCCCCCUGGGGCUCCCUGGCCUUGACCACUGGCGCCCCUUCUGGGAAUCCUCUGAUUCGCUGGAAAGACUCAUGGAAUCUCUUGAGUCAUUGUCAUCCUCUUCCUCGCUGUCCUGGGAUUCAUCCCCAUCGCUCUCCAUCUCCUGCCUACCCUGUGCCUCUGUCCCUGAACCCCUGACACACGGUCUAUUCAUAUCACACAAUUCUAUAUCAUCUGCUUUUCCCAUGUGGUUUUUCAAAGUAUGGCACACCUCUUUUUCAGAUUGUGAAGGCUGGGAAGUUCAAAGGCUUUGACUGGGGAAGCAAGGAAGCAAACAUGGCUCACCACAACCAGGUAGGAAUUUAUCACAAAUUCAGUAUUUCUCUCUGUAGGCGUUUAUAUGAGGGUAGAUAGUGGGUAGCUUAAGUAAAUCCAUAGACUGAGCAUGUAUUAAAAGAAUCCAUCUACAAGGUGUUUUUAAGUUUUCCGAGCUUUAUCAGUCAACUAUUUUGUUAUAUAGCAUCCUUUAUACAGAGAACCUUUCAUUUAAAAAGUAUUAAAGUACAAGCUGCAGAGCUGUGCCAGACAGAAAAUUCCUGACUGGCAGGCUUAGUGAAGACCAAACCUGUUAACAUGACAAAAAGUGUUGAUGGCCCAUUGGGGAGAGAAAUCUUUUAGCCUGGAGAAUGAGAUGUUGCCAAGGUGAUAGAGUGUGUAUUUGAGGAGACAGGAAAAGGGUGUUUUUGAGCAAGGAUUGCUGGGAGGAAGAAGCAGGUAGAAGAACAGAGACCAGGGGGACAGAACAGGGGGAACUGGUUUGGAACUGGGGGACAGAACAGGGGGGACUGGUUUGGAAGAGACACCUCAAUCAGAUCAGAGCCAGUGCACCUCUGAACACGGAACUUCAAGUUGAACCAGAGGACAGAGAAAUGAGUACUUAGUGAGAUUCUGUGCCCAGGCCAGGGUGGGAACCAGACGGGUUACCGGUGACUGAGUUACCCAAGCAGGGCGACUUCAGGCUGGAAUCCUCAGUGGCUCCAUCAGCAGGGACCACUUCAGAGCCAGCCUUGCUGAGCUCCCCACUCAGACUGCGGGUACCGGAAGAACCUCCUAGGUCACCCACUCGGGCACAGGAACCGCGAUGGCCCAAGUGGGAGCGGAAAAGGCCGGCACACCUUUAUCACUAUGUUUGUUCCUUUUGUUAGGAAGUUGGGGGGAUGAGUGUUAUGUAUUGGGUUUAUCACAUUUUAUGUUACAAGGCACGUUCUAACCAAUCGUAUAAGCGUUGGUAGACGAACGUUCUAAUGACAAGUAAGCACAUGUACUUUCAGCUGUCAACUUUCAGUGUUCAUGCUCGGGUUUAUUAUUGUGUUGUCCAGUCAGUUUGGUUCUUGUGUUCCUAUGAGUGAGUUGUUGUCACUGAUACGGGAAGGGGGGGUGCCUUCCUUCACCCCCUCCUUUGGUGCGUCCGAGGCGAUGAACUCAAGGGCGCCCACUGUACAUUCACCCCCUCAGCCCCUUCAUCGUUGCACAAGCACCACACUCUAUCCAAACCCCAAGUUUAAAGUGCCUUUCCCUUUUCUACACGGGCGAAAUAAGCCCAAACUCUCAAGCCUCUUUCUCUCCCUCUCGCUCCAUCUUUAUCAUGGGUCGACCGUAUCAAACUGCGUUCCCCAUUUGUUUCAAUGGCCCGCGUUCUAACCAAUCAGAACCAUGCAUCCGCUCUGCAGAAUCAGCUCAGCGAGCCUCUGCACGCCUCAUUUAACCCCUUGACAAGCUACUGACGGCUCCCCGCUGAAAGAACAAUGGAAUCGAAACUCGUGAACUCAUAAAAGUGUCAAAUCUUGCAACAAUGUAUCCAUUUUGUUUCCGACUUCAAUUAUUAAUAUAAGAAUGGACUAGAACGGACUAAAACUUCUAAAAUUCGUAUAAAAUCAACCACAGCUCCGAUUUCCUUGGUUUUGGUGUCGAUCGACUCAGUUUCUUCAGGACUCCAUGACACCUCCUCGCCCUCCAUAAUCCCUCGAGCGAGGAGUCACGUACUCAGGAAGACCCUAAUCCGGUCAAAUCACUCUGCCCAACCUUUCCUCCGGGCAAUGCCAGGUGACAGACUUUGCAUACUUGGACUAUUGUCUUCUCAUCACCGGUACUCAGGAAGCGCUUAUCUGCGCAUAUCUCCAACUCUGCAUAUUCCCCCCCCUCCCUGCUCCAUAUGUUAAUCUGUGUAACCCAACCUCUCUCUAAUGUAUUCAUGAUGUAACCUGUGUAACCCAACCUCUCUCUAAUGUAUUCAUGAUGCAAUUAUGAUGUAUUUUGCACUGUAUUCUGGGACAUGGAGGGAAGUUUCAAAAACUCCUGUCACCCCUUUCUCGGGGUUCAAUCUCGCCUUGAACCUGUUGCGCAAUAAACUUGGAUCUUCUGCAGCUUGCUCCUGUCUCCGGCUGAGCUCAUUUUCUUCCGCAGGGACCCACGGACUUAGUCCGACGAGCUGGGUGGCAGAGUAACCCCGCACCCAGAUUUUACCGUAACAUCACUGACAAAUGUUGAAUAAACUUAGCUGACAAACUUAUAUUGCCUUGGGCUUCUGACUUUUUCUGAACAUUUAACACCACUCUUGCCACCACUCGGCCGUUGGAGGGAUGGGCACCUGACUUUUGUCACAGUAUGCUCACCAAAUCAGAUCCAAAUAUCACCUUUGCUUAUGUGAAGUCAAAAGCCAGUUAACUUCAGUUGAUACAGGUUCAACUCAUGUAAGAGGAUCUGCUACAACUUUACCAACUAUAGCACCUGCAUUGAUAAUCAGGUUUCUAGCUCCAUUUCAUAGAAAUUCCAUGCAUUAUGUAAAUAUAGUGACAACAAUAAUAACUGAUAUGGCAAUAAAUGUGACACAAUUUCCAUUAAAAAUACAUCUUUAAUUUCUUGCAUAGCAGACACCCAUUUUAGGUUCUCCUUAAGUCCACCGGAUGCUACUGUCCUUAAUCUAUAGAUCUCUCUGAUUUCGUUCCUUUUAAAUUGUGUUUACAAUUGUUUCUCAGAACCAUGUAUGUUCUCAAAGCACCAAUAUUUUAGAUUAAGUAUCACGUUGCUCCUCUAUACAGUGUUUAAGCAAUAACACAUUGAGGGGUUUUUUUGUCCUUAUGCAACUUUUGCAUUCCCAUGUCCAGAUCUUAAUCUUUCUUGUGGCAAUGCCAAUGUAUAAAGGCAUUAUCAUUAAUCACUCCCUUGAGUAUUGUGGUUAUAUGCUUCAUUAAGGUGGUAAAUUUGGUUUAAAUCAGGAUUGCACAAGGAAUUCAUUUUACCACCAUUACAACUCCCACAUGGGAAUUAUUUGGCCCAGCUUGAUAAUAUCUAGGAGGUUAAAGAGGUUUUGGAUUUACUUUAAGGUAAAGGGACCCCUGACCAUUAGGUCCAGUCGUGACCGACUCUGGGGUUGCAGUGUUCAUCUCGCUUUAUUGGCCAAGGGAGCUGGCGUACAGCUUCCGGGUCAUGUGGCCAGCAUGACUAAGCUGCUCCUGGCGAACCAGAGCAGCACACGGAAACACCGUUUACCUUCCCGCCAGAGUGGUCCCUAUUUAUCUACUUGCACUUUGACAUGCUUUUGAACUGCUAGGUUGGCAGGAGCAGGGACUGAGCAACGGGAGCUCACCCUGUUGCAGGGAUUCGAACCGCCGACCUUGCGAUCAGCAAGUCCUAGGCUCUGUGGUUUAACCCACAGCACCACCCACGUCCCUUUACUUUAGGAUAUGCCAAAAUAUCUCUUAAAUUAGAUGCACAUUUACUAUAGCAAAUGGUCUCCAGAUUCCCUUGAUAAUAUCUAAUUUCUAUAGCCAAAAAAUGUAUCUCAAAUGUGAAUUUGUUGACAAAUCUGCCAUAUGCCAGGUGUCUAUCUUCACUCCCCUGUCUUAUAAUGAAGAUCAUUUUUUUUUAUGAAGCAAUACAUCACACCAAUGAGGAUUGUUUCCAUUCUUUCUUUCAAAUUUAUCCCUGUAUAGAUUAGCUAACUAAGAUAUGUCUGGUUCUAACAGCCAUACUUGAAAUUUGCCAGAAGAGUCUGUCUUGAAACUGCAAUCAUGUUUCUUCAGUGCUAACAAAACUGGUGCAGUAGGAAGAAUCACAGUGAUGAUAGUUGGGAAUAAUGAGUCAAAGACACUGAGCUGGUUUGUAGGUGACGGUAAGCCAAAUCAAAGCUUGCCAUGAAUGCUGGUGUGGAAGAGCUUCCUGAGAGGAGAUCUGGCCACUUCACUCUUCCCUUGACUCUCCUGCUGCUGCUCUUCUGCACUCUAAUCCGUAGUUUGGUUUAGCAAGUUGCUAAACCCAGGCAUGUGGCUUGUCUUUCUCCAGACACUGCAUGAGUUGUAAAUACGAGAACAAACUUUGGUUCCAUCUUGUGGUUUGUUUGGAGUGAGACAAACCAUGAGCCUGGGUUUGUCCUUCAUGCUAAAGCAGCAGUAAGGAGACCAGAGAAGGGUCAAAGUGUCUGUGCAUUCCUUUGAGGCAGAGUGCACAUUCAUGCUCAGUCAUAGUUUGGCUUAAAGCUACAUGUAAACCAUCCCAUUAUUUUGGAACAAUCAGUAAAUCCAGACAAUCAGUGCUGGAUUUACAGCCAGGCAGAGCGGCCUGCAGCCCAGGGUCUUGGCCACUUGAUAUUAAAAACAAACAAACAAACAAAUUGGCAGAUGUUACUAUCUAGGCUCAGUUGCUUAGUAACAGUAAGGACAAGAACAAAGUUUAGGUUCUCAAAAAAUCAUAGAAUCAUCACAUUAUAGAGUCAAACCCCAUACAAUGCAGGACACCUUUGCCCAGCAUGAGGCUUGAAGCCAAAACCCUGAGAUGUAGAUUGACCAGACAAUCUGCACAGUUUCUUCUCCAUGGAUGGAUUAUGUGCACAACUUCUGAUGAAUGCGCACAAUGCCCAGUUGUUACGCACAUUAACAGUUCAACCUGCAUUCUCCUCAAAUAAGAAAUAUGUUUGUGUUUUGCAUGUUUGUACCUGUGUGUGUGUGUGUGUGUGUGUGUGUGUGUGUUUUGAUCAGGAAGUCUUUGAAGACUGUUUUUAAACUUUUUAUCUUCUCUCUUUUAGUCAACACCACCUUUCUACAGUGUACAACGGAUGACUCUUCCAACAGCUGUCUGGAGUGGUGGUAACGACUGGAUUGCAGACUCAAAGGACAUGGCCCUCUUGCUGCCUCAGAUCCCAAACUUAGUUUACCACAAGGAUAUUCCUGAAUGGCAACAUCUGGAUUUUAUCAUAGGCUAUGAUGCCCCACAGCGCAUGUACAUAGAGAUAAUGGAUUUAAUGCAGACUUAUAUGUGA